AUGGCGGAAGAAGAGUUUCCUGAGAAGUUAGUAACAGAGAGAAUAGCAAAAAUACAUGAACUAUUGGAAAGGUGCAGUACCUUAAAGAAAACAAUAGAAGGUUUGACGAAGCUAAAGAAGAAGUUAUUAGCAGAGUUAAAAUUCUUAACAUCCGUGAGUACUGACUGCCAACUGUUUCGGUGGGGAAAUUUUAUCUGUUGCUCGUUUUAAUUUUAAAAUAAAAUUUUAAUUUGUGAGGUAAUUAUAUCGGUGGUCGUCCCGUGAUUGUUUAUUGAAAAGAAUUUUUGUGGUGUCAAAAUAUAUUUCCCCAACUUAACCACACCUGUAGAGACAGGGAGGCGUGUGUACAGGUGUAAAAGAAGCUAUGAAUUCAGCGUGAUUCGGUGCUGUCUCUUCGUCAACUGCGCCGCAUACAAAUAGUGGUGAUAUGUAUAAUUGAUCAUACUACUUUUCAACAUGUAAACAACGCACACAUACUGUGUAUAUAUAUGUAUAUGUAUCGUGUGUGUGUGUGUGAUUGAGCUUAACUCUGUAACUGAAUACUUCAAGAUGAACCAGAGAGAUUUCAUUGAUUUAAUGAUCCAUUUAUUAACACUGUUUGAAUAAUUUUUAAAAAAAUUCCACAGUUAAAAGGCUCUGAGCUGACUUUGAAGCACCCACACAUCAAAAGCACCAAUCUUUCAUUCCUUGAAGCUGUGUUAGAGACUGUGGAAAGUGAAAGCAAUGUUACUGCUGUAUUCAAGCCAUUUUCUUAUGUGGAAAAAAGCUCAAUACAGUCAAAUUGUACUGUGGAUAUUGUUGGCAGUAGUGGCUGUUGUUGGAUUAAGGUCACUGCAAGAAAUGCCUCUGCAUUGCACAGGACAUGGCAAGGUAUAUUUUUGUACAUGAAUUAAAAUUACUUUUUAAAGUUUUUUUCAGGUCAAAACUCGAAAUUUACUCAGCUUUUUAUUUGACUGUGCAAUUAAUUAUUUUUAAUUGUUUCUCCCUACACUUCAUUUGUACCCCUAGCUGCUUUGUGCAUGCCUUUUGACAGAACAGAGCACAUUCAAGGCUUCUCUAUUCGUAAAACACUGCACUAACUUUGCAUUUUUCAUGGAAAAGCUCAAAGCAAGUUUUGCUGAAGUUUGCUCUUAUUACUUUGGCAUUUAAUAUUGUACUUGUUAUUUACUAUAUUUACACAUUUAUUUUUUUAGGGCAAGGAAACUUUGGCGAAAAAGACAUUGUCCAACAAGCAAAGGUGCUUACUUUCAUUAUUAUUUGAUGCAAUCUUGUGCUUUACAUUUUCAUGAACUGGAGUAAAGGCUGUAUCAAUUGAGUCAGAUGAUGAUACUUUGGUGUUAUUUUCCUCAUUUUUUUCAGGAAUUAUUAGAAGCAAGCAACCAACACCCUGUGAAUUAUUCACCUCCAGUUGUUAUAAUUUUAUGUUGCCAGGGCAUCACAGAAUCUCUGGCAAGUGAGUUCAUAUAUGAAAAUGAAAAGGAGAAUAUAACUGAAUCAAUUUUGAAAUAAUUUGAUAUGUAUAAGUUAAAAUACUUUUCUUUUGAAUGAUAUUAAAUUUUUCCCAGGCUUUAGUGUGAUUUAUUACACUUGAAAAGCAUGCAAACUCUUCAAUUUAUUUAUACAAUGGACAACAGCAUGUCUUUGAUAUUCUCAUUUGUAUUAGAAGCCUUGAGAAGCAUGGGUAUUUGUGUCAAAGGAAAACUUUUACCUGACCCUGAGAAAGAUGCUUUGGCCUGUACAUGUGUUGAUGACACAUUCACAGAUAACAGGAUUCCUGUUGAAUUUUAUGAAUGGUUUGUACAUAAUAUCAGCAUAGCAUUAGCAUUCCUUUGUUUCCUUGUGCGUAAAAAAAACUAUAUAAACAAGUUUAUCUUACCUGUCAAACUGCAAGAUCAAAUUUUUAAUACAGGGAAUAAUGGUAAUAGAGUUGGGUUAGGUCCAAUUUAUAAUCAUUAAUGUAAUAGGACAGAGUGGAAUACAAUUUGGUCUGUAAUCAUACAAGUGAUUAACAAAAUCAGAUGACCGCAAGGCAGGAAUCCAGUUUGUCAAUUACAAGGUCAGUAUGAUUACAAACAGAACUGGACGGUCCUGAACAAAGAAAGAAACUAGACAUAGGUUAUACAUUUUCAUAAAAAAACAACACUACUGAACUCUGCAAAAUGAGAGGCAACAGUGCACACGCAUGUUGCGUGCUGUCCAUUUACACAGGCAUGAUGUGUUAACAGUCCCUUUAAUUGUCUUAUUUCAAUGUCCAAUAACAAGCAUGACACAUACUGUCCUAUUAGUGCUAGUGCCAGUGCCAACCAAUCAUGUCCAAGAAUCUUGUGAUAGUUUUGAUUAUAGUCUGUAAUUAUACAAUUGAAUAACUAAACUGAAUGACAAGCAGACCUGCUUUAUUAGUGCUGGGCUGUGAAAGUGGCUUGUGAGAAAGAUUUAGGUCUUGGGCAAAGUGAGGAAGCAAGCUCAGUGAGUGCUAGUCACCCCUUUCAUACAAUAUAGCUUUAGCUUGUUGCGCUUGAGGCCUCGACUUCCUUGUGUGUGAAGAAACACCCUUGUUGCAGGGUAAAGAAUGAGUUCUUCUGGGAGGCUGUUUUUAUAUUGGAGUAUGUACACUACGCUAAAUAUUUCAGUCACUGAAAAUAACAUAUAUUUAUGAUAUUAUUUCAUUUUAUUAUAUAAUCUAUGGUAAUAUACAAGGAUUUCCAGCCCUGAGAAAAGCCAUAACAAAACACAUAAAAAAAAAUUGUAUUUUUUCACGUGUGUUUGAUAUCACCAAUCAGUUGCUGACACAUCACUUGCCUUUUGGGCUACUUGCUCAAGUUGGUGAAUGAACAGUAAAGCCAUUCUCAAUCCAAGGUAGUUUGUUGGCAUUUUCUUAGAUUAUGAUGGAUAUAACACCAAAAAAUCUGUAUUGCUUACAGACAGUGACAUUCAAACUUUCCUAGAAGGGGAAGAAAACCAAAUUACAGAAAGAAAAACUGAAAGUUAUGUACUCAGUGGCUUUGGUAAUGGCAUCUCUGGCAGCUGAGAACAAGAAUUGACAACUGGAAGAUUUGUCACAGGCUGAUUUUGGCCAUGUACCUGAAAUGUUUUCUUCUGCCAGUAAAGAUCCCAAGUCAAUAACUGAGAAUUUUUUAUUUUGAAAGUUAUUCCCAUUGUUUGUUUUUAAAAAGUUUCAACACAUUUUUCUAUCUUGAGCCUCAGUGCCAAUGCACUUUACAACUUUUAUUUGGGGAUUGUUGAUCCUUUUAUUUUCAUUCAUUAAUAAAGUUGACUUUUCUUGUCAGGAAAGGGCUUUUGUGUUUAUAUAAUAAACAAACUAUUACAUGGUUGCUUGUAGAUGUGAAAUUUCCCUUCUUAUGUUCAACUCCUCAUCUCACUUGUUAGCUGUGCUUCCUCUCGAGCUAUUGAUUUGAACACUCAAAGAGAAAUUCCACAUCUAUGUGCCCCCAUGUAUUAUUCUCUCUUUAUUUAAAGAGGUACUUCAAAAUAAAUGCCCCACAACUUUAUAAAUACUUAAAAGUUUAUACUGUGUUAUUCAGAAUGGAUUGUGUAAACGAAAAUCAAUUAAAGCUCCUUCACAAGUCAAUGAUACUCAAGUUUUAUAAAAAGUUAACCUAUCACAGAUUGAGCCAAACAGAUUUAGGUAGUUAUAAGAAAGUUCAGGAUUUUUUUUUAAAGAUCCACUGAAUAAGAUUAUUCACCUUUUAAAGUUAUCUUUUAUUGGUCUUCUUGUGUAUUUUUUUCCACUAUGGUUAAAUGGGGCCCUUAUUAGUUUCAAGGGGUGCUCCUAUGUAGUUAUUUUAUCCUAGAUGUGUCAUUAAGUUACAUCUUCAAGUUUAGAGUUUGCUUUUUAUUUUGGCAAGGCUAAGGAAUAUGUUGUUAUUUAAGGUACCUUGAAUGAUGAUUGGUUUGAUUUUCAUUCAGUGCUUCUAUUAAUCUUGACGUCACCACUAUGAUUGCUUAUGUAUCUGCUUUAACCAAUGGAGGCUGUGGAUUUAUCUUCAAGGUACUGGCAGCAUGUUCUAAGUAAAAGAUUAUAUGCUUCUUUAGUAUCAUUGCUUGUAAUGAACUCUCAGAUAAGUCUAUCACUUAAGGAUUCAUUUGGUCUCUUUUAAAAGAAUGAAUUAGUCAGAAUUCUCAAGUUGGAAUUAUCCAGUUUAAAACAAUUUUUUAACUAUAGCAGUCAACAAAUGGAGUAUCUUUUUUUCAUUUUGUUCUUCAUUUUUGAGUAAUCUUGUUAUUCACCUAGAGUGGGCUUUGAAUUUCAUGAGAUAUGAAAAUCAACUUAGUCUGUAGUUGUUAAAGUUUUUGUUGUCCCUCACAGACCUAUUGCUAAUUUGUUGAAUUUGUGUACUUAUUUAUUUACUCUAUAGGAGGCCAUUUUGACCACACAAGCAAGAGAAGAGCAGCAUAAUCCAGUGCUUCCAAAGUUGAAGGCCUUCUUUAAAGGUCAUACUACAAAAAAUGCAUUUGACUUGGAAUAGUUUUUUUCAAUAAUGUUUCAUGUUUUAGUCAAUCAGUACUUCCUAUAACCAAUCAAGUUUUUUUUUUUAGAAAUGCAGAAUAAUGAGCACCAGAACUUUUUGCCCAGGGGGAGCAAUAGUGUUGUUCUCUGAUCACCUUUCUCCCUUGUAACUGAUAUCUCUUGUAGAUUACAACUCCAAAGGUUUCCAAUAUUUUACUUAGCACUCUCAAUGUCAGUUCCCUGCCAGUAUAAUUCUUGAUUAGAAAACUUGAACAGGGUGUAAGUUUGGUGUUGCAAGGUGUUUCCUACACAACUUAUUUUUCUUUAACCCUUUAACUCCCAAGAUUUCUUUAGUAAUUCUCCCUACUGUCUGCCAUAUAGUUCUUGUAAUGUUAGUUUUGAGAAUUUGGUAUUGGAUCAACUAAUCCCUAACUAAUAUUUUUCUUUAUUCUCAUCACUUGUCUGCUUGAUAUUGUAUUGAUAUCGUAAGGAGAAAUUCUGUCUUGGUCGCACAUGGGAAUUAAAGGGUUAAACAGAACAGCAAAAUGAACAGAUUGUGUCCCAUACAGAGUCUAGGUUUGAACACCUUAGUAAGAGUGCCUCCUGCAGCAUCUGUUGACAAAUGAUGAAACUUACCUGAUUAGUUCUUCUAUCACAUACUUCUGUUCUAAACAUCUAAAUGUAUUUUCGUUUGUGAUGUCAUGUCUUGCUUAGCUUUGAGGUUAACACAUGCACCGACUUUCAAACAUCAUUUUAACAUUCCACUGCAAACGACUUGAGCUGCCAUUUUAUUAGCACAUAUAAGUUCCCAACUCACCACCCCACGAUUCUGUUACUUCUCUCCACGUUCCUGCGCUAUCCACUCUAACUUCGAUUGAAAGGUCAAAAUAGUCUCUCUUUCUUAACCUUUGCGUCCAUUAAGUGACCUUUUGUUUUCUGAUUAACAUAGGGAGUCUCUUAAAAACUAGAUUCCUUUUUUGGCCCAAAGCAUUUGCCAAUUAUCUCUAUGACCUGAAUGCACUCUAUCGUCAGAGAUUGUUUUAUGAACCGUGCUUGUCUUGCCAGCUAGACAGCUGACUUUGCGAGAACGAACAGGAGUUGUGAUUAUUCUACGUGUACCUGAAGUGUAAUGAUGAAUACGUGGAUACAAAAGUGGUACUCUCAAGGGUAUUUCCUGCAGUAUUGCAACCUAACAAUUUAUUUCUUUGAUUGAUUAACGCAUGUUAGGGAAAAAGUUAUUCGCAUGUCAGUCAGCAGUAAGAGACUUCGACGCCAUUUUACAAACAAUUGGUGGUCGUAAAGAACAGGAGCGGGCCAGGUACAUGAACAUGUACAUUGUUUGAAUUGAAAUCAGACAAAGUACAAAGUGCACUGUCUUAAAGUUAACUUGUUGAUACAUACUUCCAAUGCGUGUUUUGUUUCUCUGAAACCUCGGCUUUGUCGGUAAUUUAUUUUAAAGACAAUGAGCUCUGAUGCAAACAAGAUGAAAAACGGUUAUUAUGACAGAUUGUUUUACCUUUACUUGCUAUUUCAGCAAAAUUUUCCCAGGAAAAGGACGCCUAAUCUUAUUUUUAAAAAAAAUGGAUGGAAUCUCUAAACGUGGUUUUAUAUGUCUCAGUGAAAACCGAAAGUUUACCAGUACUAUCUAUUAAUUAACCGAUUGUUGACUGAUACCAAUCCACAAGGCCGAAAAAAGUGCGAUGCAUUUUGUUGACAAUUUUGGAACUACCUUAGGUAUACAAAACUAUCUACGGCGAGAAGUACGGAUGAAAUAUCAUUAGCAAGCGACAACUAUCGGUUUCGAACAGUGUGAAAAUACAGAGUCAGUAGUGAAAAUAGUCUACAUAAGUCUGACUGUUAGUGUUUUUCAGGGCUCUCCUUGAAAAUGUUACAGUUGUUGAAGAUAAUCCUUCAGAGAGGUCCCUUAGCGUGCGAACAAGUGGAAGUAUCAAGGAACGAUCAAAGGUUCCCUUUUAAGUUCAAUUCAGGACUGAAUAUUUUAGAAAAAAAACUGCAAAUCUUUUUCUCUCACCUACUUAAUUUGUUCUUUAGAUUAUCUUUGGUACUGGAGACUCGUUGAAAGCCAUAACUUGCACAGCAAAUGCGGCCUUCACAAGAGCAGCAGCUACUCAGGUAUGACAUAAUAUGACUCUUUAUUGAAUUAUACGCUAGCACAUGUACGUUGAAGGACAACAGUACAAUUUUUCACAUCCUAAUCGCGGCAAUUACAAGAAGACGCGGUUACUGAAUUGUUUACGCUUUCAGUUGACUCGAGAUCAAAAGGAAAGUGAUUGAGUGUAUGCCUGUGUCAAGGUAUUUUUUUUUUCUGACAAGUGCCUUUGUCAUCCAAACUGCAUAGGAGUGGGGGUGGGGCAGCGUUAGCCUCUUGGCUUCUUUGCUGGAACUCAAUGACCGACGUGUAUCAUCUGUAUCAUUAUGCACCAGAAGGAGCAUUCGCUAUAACGUUGUGAUAGAUAAUUUUGUUUUGGGUGAGAACUUUAAUAUUUUUUUACCAUGGUCACGAUUACUUUUCUCAAUGUCGCCUGCAUUUAUCCCAUUUACUGCCUCCACCUUCAUUAGUUUUAAACUUUCAUACAUAGAAAUGAAUAUUCUAAAUAUAUUCCAUUUUUCACUUAUGUACAGGGAGUCGAAUUCACUGUUUUCAUACACGAGUCACGCGCUCUAACUGAAGUGAAGGAAUGUCAGGCCACAAUGGUUUAUCCUGAACGCGAUGUUACGUGAGGAACAGCACUCGAGAUACCAGCAUGCUUUGAAACCAUGGAGCAUUGCGAACUUACAUGAUUAUGCCUGUCUUUUGAGUUCAAUAUUGGCAGAAGGAAAAGUUGCAGUUCCCGUUUCUUCUUUACAAUUCGAGAAAUUGCUUGUAAUGCAUGAUAAAGUGAUGACAUCGCCUCUUAACGCUCAAUUGCUUAAGACAAGGAUCGUGAAGUUUGAAGGACUUCAUGUUCUGUUACCUCGUCAGACUCUAAGUAGGUCAACUGGUUACUCGUCACCAUGCAUCUUUUUUUUUUACAAUAUUUGAUCAUGCUUGGGGCAUUUUAGAUGAUUAUUGAUAUAUUUAAUUAUGAUUUGAUUAUUGAUUAUAUUUGGUUAUGCUUAGGGCAUUUCAGAUGAUGCUCCAGAUGAAAGCACAUCAUCUGUGCUUAGUACUCGUGCUGAGAUUUAAGGAAAUAACAAUUUUCCUUUGACCCUUAUUUGUCAAUUCUAAUGAAGUCACUUCAGUUUGACUAAAGUAAAAAUCUUUUAUAUGCACAGGAUUACAUUUGUUUGAAGAUUGGGUUGCUCUGCAAACCGCACUGAUUAGCGUCGAGACUGGGCUGUCUAGUUUGUCUCUGUCUUUUCAAAACAACCUUAUCCGUAUGUGGAAGGUUAUUGUACCUUUAAGUAACCAUUUUGCUAUUUUUCCUUGCUGCAAUAACUGCGAGUAAAAUUCUAAGAUGUUCAAAGGUACAAACCAUGUGGUUUCUGAGAUUGCGAUUGGGCAAGAGAAGCCCGCUCAGCCCACUCAUGUAGCCAAUCAAACCACAUGGUUUGAUUCAUCUCGUCUGCUCACGCAACAUGUGUAAGAGGAGAAAGAAAAGCGCGAACGGGAAGAAGUUUGGAGUGAAAUCGUUAUUACAUGAAUCCUGUAACAUUUCUGGAGUACGGUCUUUCAAACGUUUGAAAGUAAUGGGUGUGACCCUCAAGUGAAACUGCUGAACAUUGUUACGUGAUGACAGAAAAAUAAAACUAAGCCUUGUUGCCUACGUGUUCUUUGGAUCAGUUACGCACUGUCAGCUGUAAGCACGUACAUGAUCGUUCAAGAGAAUUUCGUAAGAGGAAGAGCAAACGUUUUAGCUACAGGUGAGCUACUUUCAGCUUUGCCAAAUCGAAAAGUUUGGAAAUUUGCAUUAGGCUAGUUAGGUCGAC
Messenger RNA from Pocillopora meandrina, 8398 nucleotides. The record is from the annotation of a GenBank genome assembly. NCBI's taxonomy places the organism in Eukaryota, Metazoa, Cnidaria, Anthozoa, Scleractinia, Pocilloporidae.